Papaver somniferum (opium poppy) is the source of this 1991-nucleotide messenger RNA. RefSeq lists its product as uncharacterized. Gene Ontology annotation, cellular component: plasma membrane. The record is from RefSeq and is a predicted model, not a curated record. Bases 123 to 1733 code for a protein of 536 amino acids. NCBI's taxonomy places the organism in Eukaryota, Viridiplantae, Streptophyta, Magnoliopsida, Ranunculales, Papaveraceae. The transcript is spliced from 20 exons.
GGUUCACCCAACUUUCAUUUUCAUUUUCUAAAACUGGACCCAUUCUCUCUCUCUCUGACUCUUGAUGAACUAUACAAACCAUUAAGAUCAAACCCGCUUUUACACAGAGAUCCAAAUCAGGUAUGGAGGAAGAAGAAGAGGAAAACUCUUCUCGGAAUACUACUAAUAAGAUGUUUUUAAGAUUGCCCACAAUUACAAAUAAUACGAUAUCAUCAACUAUGAGUUCUAAGAGUGGAAACAGUGAUGACGGAUUUCCAACUCCAAGCUCCGAUUCUCCAAAUAGGCAGAUAACUGAAAGGGAAACUCGGCCAAGGAAUAUGCCUAGCGAUGACAAUGUAAAUGAUGUUGUGGAUCAACGUGCCAUGGAGCUUUUUUCAAAAAGUAGACAACAGCAAGAGGAGAUUCUCUUACUUAGGAAGCAAAUUGCUGAUGCGGGACUUAAGGAGCUUCAUGUGCUUAAUGAGAAAUAUACGUUGGAGAAGAAAAUAUCUGAUUUAAGAAUGGCAUUGGAUGAGAAGCAGAAUGACGCCAUAAAAUCCGCCUCAAAGGAACUGGCUCAUAGAAAAGGUGACCUUGAUGAAAAUAUAAAAUUGAUCCAUGAACUAAAGGCUGUAGAAGACGAUAGAUUGAUCUUCACAUCAGCUAUGCUUAGAUUAUUGGAUGAGUAUGAGAUUCGCUCACAUGUCAUAAAUGCUUCCUCUAUUUCCAGCAACAUAAAGAAUUUGUACGAUCAGUUGCAGUGGAAGAUUAGGACUUCUCAUGCAAGUAUAGUAGAGAUAAAUUCUAUGCUUGAAGGUCAAACCGGAGAUAGGCCCUAUAAUAAAGAGAAGCAGCCUCGAGGUGGCUCCAAGGCUCAACUCCUUGAAAUUGAAACUUCAACGAUUCCAAAUGUCUCUUCUCCCUAUAACCACAUCCAGGAACCACAAAUGGGUCGCACCUCUAUUCCAAUGCAGUAUUAUCCAUCUGAAACUGAUAAGGAAUUUGAAGGUCAAGGAACACGGACGCCUUUUGGAAACUCAACUGAUUCAUAUUAUCCUCCUAACAUGACGGAGGAUCAUUAUUUUUCAGAAGGAGAAGGCACCUUACCUGGCAUAGAAGGAUUCCAAAUUCUCGGUGAUGCAAAGCCAGGGAACACACUGCAAGCAUGUGGAUUUCCUGUACGUGGAACUGCUCUAUGUAUGUUUCAGUGGGUUCGGCAUCUUCAUAAUGGCACUGGGCAGUACAUCGAAGGAGCUACAAAUCCAGAUUAUGUAGUCACUGCUGAUGAUGUUGAUAAGCUUAUUGCCGUUGAUUGCAUUCCAAUGGAUGAUAAAGGCUGCCAGGGAGAAUUGGUGAGACUUUUCGCAAACAAUCAGAAGAAAAUAACGUGUGAUCCAGACAUGCAAAUGGAGAUUGAGACUCACUUAUCCGAAGGUCAAGCCACGUUCGAUGUCCUACUAUGGGUAGGUCUGAAGGAUACAUCUGGGGUUUGGGAACCAAGAAUUUUAAUUUUGAAACGCUACAGCUACCAAAUUAAGAACGUAGAUGAUGUUGUAUUCGAGGAGCACUAUUCAGCGGACUUAUCUAUUCAAAUACCUUGUGGCCUCACAACACAGUUUGUGUUAACAUGUUCUGACAGGAGUUCUCAUCCGUUUAGCACACACAAUGAUGUUCGAAUGCGCGAUUCUCUUGUAUUGACAAUGAGAAGCUUCCAAAGCAAGGCAAUAGAUGACAAGAGAAAAGGAAAAGCAUAGAAUGAAAAAGGUGUUUCCAAAUCGGCUCAAAACUUAUUGUUAUUCUUUCUUGUAAAAAUGAGAAAAGAAAAGAUGAUGAAUCGGCAUUCAUAAUGCAAGUAGUUUGCAAUAAUACAGAGGUGUGUGAGUUCUGUUACAGUAAUAGUAAUAAUAUAAAAACUGUAUAAUUUUCCCUCCUGCUUUUACUGAUUUUUUUUGUGAGCCAUGUAAUUCCAAAAGUACGGAUAUCAGCAAUUUAUUUAGCAAUAAGUUUUCUUA